CAGGUCAACACUUGCAACUUGGUCCAAUAUGGUCCCAUGGAUUACUGUAUUACAAUUCACGUUGAGUACAAUAGGGUUGGUACCAAUGUCUUUAGAACCGAGCGAUGGAGUCCAAAAGAGGCACAUCGGUGGCCGUGGACAAGUGGUCAAUGUACGCCCGGACGCGUGCCGGCCACACGACGCCCUUGACGAUUGUCAGUCCGCGGAGGCGGCCAAAGAGGUCGAUGUCGUCGUAGCUGAGGGUGCCAUUGACCGACUGCGGUGUCUUCAGCAGCCCCUCCAAGUCCAACAAGUACCCGUUGAGGGCGUCGAUGUAGGCGGGGGAAUUCGCAAUCGCCACCGCGAACGACCCGAUGCUCUUCUCCUUCUUCGCUUUGUAAUACGCGCGGGACGUGGAUUGGGCAAAUUCGGCAAAGUACCCCGCUUGGAAGCGAGGAUGAUACAGACGACGCAUGACGUCCGCCGAGUCAUGAAUCCACUUCUUGAGAUCUUCGCGAGUCGGGUCGGCUUCCGCCAGGAUGGGAGCGCCGCCGUAAUGGGCAUCCACGUAGCGGACGAUGUCCAUGCUUUCAGGCAUCACAACUCCGUCGGGGGUUUCCAAGAUCGGCACGACCUUGGACCCCACAAGGCCAAUCGGCGUGUCUUCGUCGUGGUUGGCCAAGAACACCAACUCCACGUCGACCUCUUUCAAGGCGAAGAUCAUUCGCACGCGAACACAGAAUGGACAAUGGUCAUAGAUGUACAGGCGAGGCUUGGUCAACACCUUCUGCGCCACCUUCUUCGCGACAAGUCUAGACGCUGCCACGUAUCCCAAGCCGAUACCAGCCCCCAAGCCGCCCAGUAGAGUGAGCACCACAGACGAUCGCGUCAUGUUGAUGAAAAAUGUUUCCGGAGGCAAGCGAGUGACAUCCGGAUGAUAUUUAUCCGGAUAAAGUCGACGCAAACGAAAGGAACUAUGGUGGCCGUGGAAGCUGCUCCGCCAACUGCCAAUGGAGCUGCUGCCGGUGUCGCGCCUGCGGCGGAAGAGCAGGGGGGCAUGGGAUGGUUCAGUCUUCUCCGCAUGGUUGUGCUGUGGUACGGGAUCAACAAGGUCACGUCGUACCUGUGGACUGGCAGCUUCAACGGUGCGCAGCCUGCUGACCAGCCAAACCAAUCGCCGCAGCGCCAACAGCCCGUGGCGAUCCACCCCGGUUCCUCGCCUCAGCUUGAUCUUGGCGAUGACGAUGUGCCCGAGUCGCCCGUGGUGUCGCAGCUAGGAUCUGGCUUGGAAUCGUUCGACCCGAAUUUCAACCCGUUUCGCAAAUUUGCCGCCAUCUCGCCAUCGGGCAAGCGGUUGCCAGCGCACACGAACCUGUUUCCUCUGGGCGUGUCGUUGGACCUGCUCGUGUACGUGACCGAGUCGGUGGAGUUUGAUUUCGACGAUGCAUCCACGGCCGCGGCAGUGUGGUCCGAGCCCGGCUUGACGUACGACUAUGUCGAUGCCGACCCGGAGCGCAAGACGCAACUGAACGUGACUGUGAGCGACCGCGUGUUGAACCACAACGCCACGUUGUACGCCCACGCGUUCUUCACCCGAUCGAGUCAUUCGCCAAACCCCCGGCAUGCCAAUUUCGACUCGACUGCGACAGUGUACCGCCAAGUCGAACUCAUCACGUACCGUCCUCGAGCCAAGAAGACCAAGCGGCGCAACUUGCUGCACGCCGCCGCGGCGGAAGUUGACGACUCGGACGACCAACAAGCCGACGACCUCGUCACAACUUACGUGGCGCACUGGAAGCCGUCGUUGAUUGUAAACCUGGUGUGCGACCACACAUCGUACGCGCGGGGGACGGCGCCGCUGCCGUUCAUUGCACCGCACAUGCAAGUGGAUCCCAUCUCGGGACAGUACCUGCCGAUCCUGUAUCUCAACGACUUUUGGGUGCUCGAAGACCACUUGAUCCGUGUGAACCAGUCGACGACGACGUUGUCGUUGGAGGUUACGUACUACCCCAUGUCGCUCAUCAAGUUUGGGCUGUACCAGCAGAUGACGCAGAACUUUCGCAACCAGCAGACCAUGGGCACGGGCACCAAGAAGGACGCGGACGCGAUCAAGAAGCUGUUCAUCGAGACGAAUCCGUACCUGUUGGCGGUGACCGUGGUCGUGUCGAUUCUGCACACAGUGUUUGACAUGCUCGCGUUCAAGAAUGACGUGAGUUUUUGGCGCAAACAAAAGAGCAUGGAAGGGCUGAGCGUGCGCACGGUGGUCCUGAAUGCGUUUUUCCACUUGGUUAUCUUCUUGUACCUGCUGGACAACGACACGUCGUGGAUGAUCCUCUUCAGCUCGGGGCUGGGCGUGGUAUUGGAUGUAUGGAAGAUCCACAAGGCGGUCAAAGUGACGCGAGAUGCCAGCUCUGGAAAGUGGAGCGUCCAGGGGGAGGCGACCUAUGACUCGUCGACGGCCGAGCACGACCGCGUGGCAGUUGCCCACGUGUCGUACGUCAUGUACCCGCUGCUGGUCGGGUACGCCGCGUACCAGCUCGGGUUUAGCGAGCACAAGAGCUGGUACAGCUGGGUGCUGUCGUCACUCACGAGCUUUGUGUACGCGUUUGGGUUUAUCAUGAUGACACCCCAGCUGUACAUCAACUACAAGCUCCAAAGCGUCGCGCACUUGCCGUGGCGCGCGAUGGUGUACAAGUCCCUCAACACGUUCAUCGAUGACCUGUUUGCAUUUGUCAUUACCAUGCCCAUGAUGCAUCGCCUCGCGUGUUUCAGAGAUGAUGUCAUCUUCUUUGUGUACUUGUACCAAAGGUGGAUCUACCGCGUGGACAAGACCCGUGUGAACGAGUUCGGGCAAGGAGGCGGAGAUGAUGGUGACCAAGCCCCGGAACUGUUACCUGCUGCCGCCAUUGCCAAUGCCAACGCACACGAGGAAAGUGAAACUGUCGCUGCUGUAGCCACUCCAUCACCGACACCCGAACCUCCAUCUGGACCUCGUCGGCGCUCGAAAUUGGACAAGUCGACGUAGCGAUGAUGGAAACAGUACGUUCUUGCCUCAUGUGUUCAGACAUAAAAUACAAUAAUAGCAAAAUCACUCUUAUAUCGA
Molecule: messenger RNA, 3082 nt
Organism: Aphanomyces astaci
Lineage: Eukaryota; Oomycota; Saprolegniomycetes; Saprolegniales; Verrucalvaceae
Exons: 2
Coding region: 914-3004 (696 amino acids)
Cellular component (GO): endomembrane system; membrane
Source: RefSeq, a predicted model, not a curated record